Daphnia pulicaria is the source of this 2693-nucleotide messenger RNA. Its product is annotated as SET and MYND domain-containing protein 4-like. NCBI's taxonomy places the organism in Eukaryota, Metazoa, Arthropoda, Branchiopoda, Diplostraca, Daphniidae. The coding region runs from base 390 to 2480 and encodes 696 amino acids. The transcript is spliced from 13 exons. The record is from RefSeq and is a predicted model, not a curated record. Gene Ontology annotation, molecular function: protein binding.
GAUUAGGUAAGAAAACAUAACGAUCACAUUAUUGGAAAAAGUACAGGAGGCUGUACGAAAAAUAGCCCAACAAAUAAAACUACAUUAAAAGUGGUCGUCAACUCGUCAACUCGGAUGGCGUUUCUUCGAGAGAAUUAGCUGAAAAGACACUCCAUGCUGUAUUGGCGGGUGUAAACAGCAUCCGAUUUGUUUGGAGAAUCUGCCGAUAUAGGUCGAGGUACGGAUCCCUUCUUCUUCUUUCUUUAAAUGUCUUCGUGUACACCCAUGUGAGUACGUGGGUGUAUUCACGAGGACGUCCCUUUCCCCAUCUCGCCUGGUGGAUUAUUCUUCAGAUGGAACACAUGCGGAUGCCUGGCUGUAUUUCCCAGGCUUAAAGAAAUAGAUCACAGAUGGAAGAAGACGACAACUUCGGCGAGAAGAAUGGAUUCUUCAAAACGUACCACCUUUCCGUGCUGAAGAAGCUUUGUAAUGGUGACUUGGCGGGCCUGUCAGCCUGUCGUAACGACGAGGAGCGGUUAGUUUACGUCCACAGUCUGCCGUAUGUUCACGAAGUGCCACAUGAGAUGUCAUCAGCAAUGGGCAAUUCCCUCCCAAGUGGCAAAUCGGCCACCGUGGCGCAAAAGAAGAGGACGGAAGGAAAUGAAUUUUUCAAGAAAAAAGACUAUCCGAGUGCGGUACGGCUCUACUCGGAAGCCGUUUCGAAAGCGCCAACCAACAUUACUAACGAGUCUGGAGAACCGCAACUCGCUAUGGCGUUCGCCAAUCGUUCGGCUGCUCUAUUCCAUCUGGCGGAAUACGCGAGAGCACUAGUCGAUAUUGACCAAGCAUUGUCCAGCGGAUACCCCGCCGAGUUGCGUUACAAACUAGCCGAGAGACAAGCUAAAUGUUUGAUGGCUCUUGGCAAGCCAGCGGAUCAAGUCAUUGCGGCCUGCGAGUCGGCAAUGAAAGACGUUAAUGAAUCACGCUUGGAUCUUGCCAAACGGGAUCUCUUCGUGCGAGAUAUUAAGCUAUUAAUGGAGGAAUCUAAGUCGUCAAACAGAAAGAUUCCCGAGAGUGCUUCCCCUUCACUGAUACUACCAAAAAGAGAAAAUGGGAAAAAAUGUCCGCCUGAGAUCAUUGGUGGCAGGAACAUCGAGCAUCCGUCCUUUUCCAAGAAGAUCCUAGUGGAAGAAGAUGCCGUUUCGGGCCGGUACGGUGUGGCUGCUUCUCCGAUAAGGGUUGGUGACGUAAUUGCCGUCGAUGCUCCUUAUGCGUCGGUCAUGAAUCCCGAAAAAUUUUCAACGCACUGCCAUCAUUGCUACCAAAUACUGGAGCUUGGAGAAGUGCUGCCGUGUUCCCACUGCGAUUUGGUUUCUUUUUGCUCUGUGAAUUGCCGUAGUCGAGCAAUGGAGAGUUAUCAUGCCAUCGAGUGCCCCAUUCUGAGUUGUCUCUACGCGGCUGGCAUCAGCAUCAUAUGUUAUUUAUCGUUGCGUAUGAUUGCGAUUCACCCACCGAGUUUCUUCAUGGACGUUCGACCCGUGAUUGAACAACCCGAGUUGCAGAAGAAAGCCGCCCUAAGCGAAGACGUAAAGAAGUACAUCAAAACGUACCAUUUGGUCACCCACGACACGCUUCGCAACAAAGAGAGCUUCUUCCAUGUGACACUCAUGGCCGAUUUCCUCUUGAAAUGUUUAAAAGUGGCCGGAUAUUUUGGAACAAGAGAUACGACAGAUCUGAAAUUUUCAGGAGCCCUUUCAGACCAGGAGAGAUGGAUCGGUUCGUUGUUGCUAAGACAUCUUCAGCUGCUGCAAUUUAACGCGCACGAAGUUUCCGAAUUGCGGAUGGAUCGCCCCGGCUGCAUGGAAGGCGCCAAGACCUUCUUUCUGGGAGCGGGUGUUUAUUCGACGGUAGCGCUUUUAAACCAUAGUUGCGAGCCUGGUGUAAUCAGGCAUUUCAUCGGGGACGUCAUGGUGGUUAGGGCUAUCAAGAGUUUCCAGCCAGGGGAAAUGGUGAACGAAAAUUACGGGCCGAUUUUCACUCAGAAGCGCCGAGUGGAUCGCCAGCGGUCGCUCAAGGAUCGCUACUGGUUCGAUUGUCGUUGCAAUCCUUGCACGGAAAAUUGGCCGCUGAUCGGCGAGAUGACGGAGGAAGCUCUCCGUUUCCGCUGCGCCGAUCGCCGUUGUCGCAAACCGCUGGUCGUCCAAUCCGACACCAUGACGCCGUUCAUCAUCUGCCCUUCGUGUAAGAAGAGCAACAACAUUCUCAAGAGUCUCCAAGCCUUGCAAGAUACGGAGGAGUCGUUCAAUCGUGGAAAUGAACUCAUCGACCAAGGGAACUUUGCCGGGGCGUUGGAAUGCUGCCUUCAGACCAUGUCAAAAUUGGACGACAUUCUCUGCCCGCCUUAUCGCGAUUACAUCCAGUGCCAAGAAAGAGCUCGGCGAUGUAUCCUGACGCUUGGCAAUGUCAUCUACGCCCCUGAUGUUGCAAAUGUCCGUCGCUGAUUUGACUCGUUUUAAAACUAAAGAAAAUUCCCCAGGUAGGGAUUCUAAUAAUAACUCCCUCUCCACCAUGUUGAGGGUUUAUAAUUAUGGAUAAUUUUUGAAUUUUCAUGUUAUCUGACAUAAUUUCAUUAACUCGAGUAUGUUGGGCUUGGGAGCAAUAUUUUGUUGAAUAACUUCUGACUUAAACUGAAAAAUAAAGCAUCAUAAAUUAUA